CAACAAAAUCUCUUCCACUCCCCGCCACAUCGCUAAACAACCAUUUCCACAACCACAACCACCACAUCGCGCUCUGAGAUACCCAACUUGCACUUGCAAUCAUGUCAAACUCUUUAGAACAACUCAAGGCCUCUGGCACCACUGUUGUCAGUGACUCUGGUGAUUUCGUCUCCAUCGGCAAAUAUAAGCCACAAGAUGCCACCACCAACCCCUCCCUCAUCCUCGCAGCAUCCAAGAAGGCCGAAUAUGCCAAGCUCAUCGACGUUGCUGUUGAGUACGGCAAGUCCCACGGCAAGGAUAGCGAUGAGAAGGUCGAUGCCACACUUGAUCGUCUCUUGGUCGAAUUCGGAAAGGAGAUCUUGAACAUUGUCCCCGGCAAGGUCUCAACUGAAGUUGAUGCUCGCUUCUCUUUCGAUACCAAGGGCUCAGUCAACAAGGCUCUGCACAUCAUUGAUCUCUACAAAUCCGUCGGCAUCGACAAGUCCCGCGUCCUCAUCAAGAUUGCCUCAACAUGGGAGGGCAUCCAGGCCGCCCGCAUUCUCCAACGUGACCACGGCAUCAAUGUCAACCUCACCCUCAUGUUCUCUCAAGUCCAAGCCAUCGCCGCCGCCGAGGCCGGAACGUUCCUCAUCUCCCCCUUCGUCGGACGUAUCCUCGAUUGGUACAAGGCCAAGACCGGAAAGACAUAUACCAAGGAGGAAGACCCAGGCGUUGCAUCUGUCAAGGCCAUCUUCGAUUACUACAAGAAGUUCGGAUAUAAGACCAUCGUCAUGGGCGCCUCAUUCCGAAGCAUUGGUGAGAUCACAGAGUUGGCCGGCUGCGAUUACUUGACCAUCGCCCCCAAUCUCCUCGAAGAGCUCAUGGGCUCCAGCGACGCCGUUCCCCAGAAGCUCGACGCUUCGACAGCCAGCGCCCUCGACCUCGAGAAGAAGACAUACAUCGAUAACGAAGCCGAUUUCCGCUUCUACUUCAACGAGGACCAGAUGGCAGUUGAGAAGUUGCGGGAGGGUAUCAGCAAGUUUGCUGCUGAUGCUGUGACUCUUAAGGAUAUCCUUAAGGCGAAGAUUGAGGCAUAAAUCCUUGCGUGAAGUAGGAGGAAGGAUGGAUAAUGAAGAAUGAGAAAAAAAUGUUUUUUGGACAUCGCAAGAUGAACGGAGAAUGCACGAUGUAGUUAUGACGAGCACGCAAGUACAAAAUUCAAUAAGUAAUAAAUGACCCCCCAUACUCCUUGG
Molecule: messenger RNA, 1232 nt
Organism: Hyaloscypha bicolor E
Lineage: Eukaryota; Fungi; Ascomycota; Leotiomycetes; Helotiales; Hyaloscyphaceae
Product: putative transaldolase
Exons: 6
Coding region: 102-1076 (324 amino acids)
Biological process (GO): pentose-phosphate shunt, non-oxidative branch; carbohydrate metabolic process; pentose-phosphate shunt
Cellular component (GO): cytoplasm; intracellular anatomical structure
Molecular function (GO): transaldolase activity
Source: RefSeq, a predicted model, not a curated record